Lodderomyces elongisporus is the source of this 1833-nucleotide messenger RNA. Its product is annotated as M20 family metallopeptidase. Gene Ontology annotation, cellular component: fungal-type vacuole lumen. Lineage: Eukaryota; Fungi; Ascomycota; Pichiomycetes; Serinales; Debaryomycetaceae. Gene Ontology annotation, molecular function: metallocarboxypeptidase activity. Bases 1 to 1833 code for a protein of 610 amino acids. The transcript has a single exon. The record is from RefSeq and is a predicted model, not a curated record.
AUGAAUAAUUUGCUUAGAAAGAGUGAAUCUUUACAAACACCCACUACAUGGAGGAGAGUAUCCAAAGCAGGUGGUAUAGGACUAUUUGUUAUUGGAACAUUCAUUGCCUGGCUAAUUUACUACGACAUAUACGCACUACCCGGUCCUUUUGAUACAUUCAGAUACCCUCACUCAGGUUUAGCUUUUUCUUGCUCUUCUAGUUCUUCUUCUUUAACUGCUCCAGUUUGUCAACAAUAUGAGUAUGCUUUUCCUAAAUCAUACAGGGAAAACAAUUCCACAGUAUUAAACAUUUUAUUUGACCCAGUAUUUAGGGAUCAAUCGGCAAAGAAAUUAUCAGGAGCUGUUCAAAUUGCUACAGAUGUAUACGAUGAUGAUCCAACAGUUGAUGCCGAUCCGCAAUAUUGGAAAGUCAAAUUUGGACCAUUUUACAAUUACUUACGGAAAACUUUUCCAAUAGUUUUCGAAAAUUUACAAGUUGAGAUAAUCAACUCUCAUGGCAUUGUAAUUACAUGGGAAGGUAGUGGCAGUGGUGACCAUGAUACUCGUGGUAGUAAUGAAUUAUUGAAACCGAUAUUGUUAAUGGCACAUCAGGACGUGGUACCAAUUCAACAGUCAACUUUGAAUCAAUGGACGCAUCCUCCAUAUGACGGAGUUUACGAUGGCGACAGAUUAUGGGGGCGCGGAUCUUCUGACUGCAAAAAUUUGCUUAUUGGUCUCUUGGAAACUGUAGAGGAGCUUUAUAAGUUCGGGUUCCAACCUAAAAGAAGCAUCAUUUUGGCGUUUGGAUUUGAUGAGGAAUUGGGCGGCGAAAGAGGAGCACGGUAUAUUGCCAAGCAUCUUACAGCCAAGUACGGAAACGACUCAUUUUAUGCGGUUGUUGAUGAAGGCGGACAAAGCAUUGCCUACGAAAAUGAUGUCUUGCUUGCUCUUCCCGGUACUGGAGAAAAAGGAAUGACAGAUGUGAUUGUGGGACUUCAUACUCCAGGGGGGCACUCGUCUGUUCCACCGGACCACACCGCUAUUGGACUUGUGUCUAAAGUAAUUGAUGCUUUGGAAGAAGACCCAUUCGAUCCGAUUUUCACCCCGAAGAAUCCAACAUUCCACGAAUAUCAAUGCAUUGCGCAAUAUUCACCUUCAUUGAACAAGCAUAUUAAGUGGGACCUCUUGCACGCAGACAAGAGCAAAAACUCAAACAAGGCAGCAAGAAACUGGCUCUAUCGCAAAUCGUUACUAAGCAGAUAUUUGAUCACGAGCACACAAGCAAUCGAUGUUAUUUCCGGAGGAGUCAAAUCCAAUGCCUUGCCCGAGUAUGUGGAGGCGGUAGUAAACCACCGAAUCGCAAUUGAGUCAUCAGUCGAUGCAACAUACAACCAUGACUUAGCCCACAUUCGUCGUAUAGCUAAAAAGUACAAUCUCGGUCUUGAAUCCGAAAACAAAACUAUUUAUGCAGCAACCUCGAACGGUAAAUUUACUGUGCGCAAAACUUCUGAGUUGGAACCAGCACCUACAACUCCCACUACAGGGCGUGUAUGGGAAUUGUUUUCAGGCAACAUCCGUCAUGUAUACGAACAAUUGGCGUUUACGGACCCGAAUUCAGAGUAUCAUGGCAAACGAGUAAUAGUGGCUCCUGGUAUUGCAACUGGAAAUACUGAUACGAAAUACUAUUGGAAUUUGACAAAAAAUAUCUUUCGAUAUAGACCUGGAUUAAUGACGAGCGUUGAGUCACACGCACAUGGAGUUGAUGAACAUAUUCUUUUUGAUUCUCAUUUGCAAAUCAUUGCUUUUUACUUUGAAUAUUUACAAUUGAUAAAUGAAACAGAGAACUUUGAUUAG